UGGCCGAAACACAGCCCAGCUUUAUCAUAUAUCGAUAACCUACAUUUGUCAGUUAACCAUCGCUGUUGAAGCUGUAACACUGAAACAUGCCUGUGAAAGCAAAGAAAUGGAUCUUGGCACACCAAUUCGAUGGAGUGCCCAAAGAUUCUGAUCUCGAACUCGUCGAGGAGGAGUUGCCAGAGCUUCAAGAUGGACAAAUCCUGAUGGAAGCUCAAGCACUAAGCGUGGACCCAUAUAUGAGGGUUUACGUACGGACAGCAUUGAAGGAAGGGGACACCAUGAUAGGCUCCCAAGUUGGGAAGGUGAUAGAGAGCAAGAGCCCACAGCAUCCGGUGGGCAUGAUGCUCGUUGGGAAUGUUGGAUGGAGAACGCACGCUAUCGUUGAUGUUGGUCAGGGGGUUGGUGGUAUGCCCACAGUUAUGCCUGCUACUCCAGUCCCCGGUCUCCCAGUGUCAGUUAACCUGGGUGUCCUCGGCAUGCCUGGUGCCACGGCAUACUUUGGUUUACUUGAGCUCUGUAAGCCCAAGGCGGGGGAGGUAGUGGUGGUCAGUGCGGCCGCAGGGGCAGUGGGCAGUUUGGUCGGACAGAUAGCCAAAAUUAAGGGGUGUACCGUCAUUGGCUAUGCGGGGACAGACGAGAAGUGCAAGUGGAUAAAAGAGGAACUGGGCUUUGACCACGCCAUUAACUACAAAACACGGGACGUGGCCGAGAGUCUGAAAGAAGCAGCACCAAAUGGCGUCGAUUGUUAUUUUGACAACGUAGGCGGUGAUUUCCUUUAUACCGUCAUGCGGCAGAUGAACAAGUUUGGAAGGAUCUCACUUUGUGGGGCCAUUUCUCAGUACAAUGACAACUUAGACAGCCCGAAAUCAGGCGGGUUUCCGGGCUUUCUCCUGAUACGAAACGAACUGAGAAUGGAGGGAUUUAUUGUCACCAGAUGGUUGAGUCGCUGGCCCGAGGCCUUCAAGGAAAUGGCGGUCUGGAUGAAAGAGGGAAAACUGAAGUACAGAGAAACUACUACCAAGGGUUUCGAGAACAUGAGGGAGGCCUUCUAUGGAAUGCUUCGAGGAGAUAAUACAGGAAAAGCUGUAGUGAACGUAUGAGAACGCCGUAGAGGAACAAAUUAGAGCCGUUAACCAGUAUUAACCAGGACACGUUUUUGACAAUGAUUACAAUGUAAUUCAUAUAAAUGUGCCAUAAAAGGAGACAGUUGGGAUUUAAAGUAAAAAUAAUUGCAAAAUAAAAUGUUAAUGAUAUAAUAUGGACAAUCAAAAACAAUUUCAAUACAAUUAAUAUCGUAAGCUUUGAAAUUUCUAAAAAAAAGAUAAUAUAUACAUUGGAACUAAAAAUGACAAAUUGUACUAUAGAUUGAGCCAGUUAUAUGCUUAGAAAUUGAUACAAGCGGCAGCUUCAGGAAUUUACAGAGAAAAAAAAUUUGGUAAGCUUUUUAGUUCUUCUUACCAGUAAAGGUCACAUUGCAAUAUUAUUUAAUUUCGCUGGAAAUAAUUUCUCGUGUGCUAGUCCAAGAGUAAAUCCGAAACCAAACGCAAAUUCAGUGUAUUAAUAAAUAUUAUUUAUUGAUUAGAAA
Molecule: messenger RNA, 1585 nt
Organism: Lingula anatina
Lineage: Eukaryota; Metazoa; Brachiopoda; Lingulata; Lingulida; Lingulidae
Product: prostaglandin reductase 1
Biological process (GO): prostaglandin metabolic process
Cellular component (GO): cytoplasm
Molecular function (GO): 15-oxoprostaglandin 13-reductase [NAD(P)+] activity; 2-alkenal reductase [NAD(P)H] activity
Source: RefSeq, a predicted model, not a curated record